Molecule: messenger RNA, 7258 nt
Organism: Ailuropoda melanoleuca (giant panda)
Lineage: Eukaryota; Metazoa; Chordata; Mammalia; Carnivora; Ursidae
Gene: ZNF79
Product: zinc finger protein 79
Exons: 5
Coding region: 377-1870 (497 amino acids)
Biological process (GO): regulation of transcription by RNA polymerase II
Cellular component (GO): nucleus
Molecular function (GO): DNA-binding transcription factor activity, RNA polymerase II-specific; RNA polymerase II cis-regulatory region sequence-specific DNA binding
Source: RefSeq, a predicted model, not a curated record
UCCUCUUUGGCGCGGGAGCUGGGCCUGGCGUUUAGCAGUGCCUGCCACUGCGGUUUCUGAGCUCGCGCUGGUAGCCUGUAGCGUUCUGGGGUACCCGGUAGCGGGUUUUUCCACGGGGCGUUCUGCUUGAGACCGAGUCGGUGGUUGCGCCACGGGCUCCCGAGCCGCGAGGCCUGGCUGCCGCUGGAAAGACUGAGAGACCCGGCUGGACGGGCCCGCCCCGAGCUCCCAGGGCCCAGCUUCGCAGGCUCCCACCCGGCCUCUGAGGGGAGAGACCGGAGAAAGAGUCCAGCCCGGGAGCAGUCAGAGCAGGCCUGCAGAGCGCGGCUGAGGCUCAGAGAACUGCUGGGAGGCGGUGGCGCGAGGUGGGACCCAAAUGCUGGAGGAAGGAGAGCCGCCUUCUCCAGACACUGCCCUUCCCCAAGACGAAAGCACAGGAGAUGAAGGAAUGGCGGCUGGCCUCCUCACAGUGGGGGCUCACGGGUCCCCGCCCUUCAGCAACGUGACUGUAGCUUUUACCCAGGAUGGGUGGAAGCACUUGAUCCCUGCUCCAAGGGGAACUCCAAAGUUCAUGGAGGGGAUACCAGAAAAUGCCAGGAAUCUGGUCCUGCUAGGACUUCCAGUUUCCCAGCCCGACAUGAACUCCCAGUUGGAACAAAGGGAAGAAGGCCCAUGGAUGCUGGAGGGAGGAGGCCUGAGGAGUACCUGUCCCGACUGGAAGAUUAUGUCUGACUCGCCACCCGAGCAUGGCAUUUCUGAGGAUUCACUCCAGGACACAAGUGUAGCGCUGCCCCCUGGGGAGUCCGAGCACAGGAGCCGCUUCAACCUGAGACCAGUCCUUUCUCCACAACAGAGAGUUCCUCCAGAAGUGAGAGCCCAGAAGUGGGAAACACACACACAGAGCUUCAGAAAGAAUUCCCCUGUAAUUAAGCCCCACAGAGCAAAACCAUACACAUGUAGCGAGUGUGGCAAAGCCUUCAGUUACUGUUCUUCCCUUUCUCAGCACCAGAAGAGUCACACUGGGGAGAAACCCUACGAGUGCAAUGAAUGUGGGAAGGCUUUCAGCCAGAGCUCGUCUCUAAUUCAGCACCAGAGGAUUCACACCGGAGAGAAACCCUACAAAUGCAGCGAAUGCGGACGAGCCUUCAGCCAAAAUGCAAACCUCACCAAACACCAGCGAACUCACACCGGAGAAAAGCCCUACAAAUGCAGCAAGUGUGAGAAAGCCUUCAGUGACUGUUCAGCCCUUGUUCAGCAUCAGAGAAUUCACACCGGAGAGAAGCCCUAUGAGUGCAGCGACUGCGGGAAGGCCUUCCGGCACAGUGCAAACCUCACAAACCACCAGAGGACCCACACGGGGGAGAAGCCGUACAAGUGCAGCGAGUGUGGCAAGGCCUUCAGUUACUGUGCCGCCUUCAUUCAGCAUCAGAGAAUCCACACCGGGGAGAAACCCUACAAGUGCGGCGCGUGUGGCAAGGCCUUCAGCCAGAGUGCGAACCUCACAAACCACCAGAGGACCCACACGGGAGAGAAACCCUACAAGUGCAGCGAGUGUGGGAAGGCCUUCAGCCAAAGCACCAAUCUCAUCAUCCACCGGAAGACCCACACUGGGGAGAAGCCAUAUAAAUGUAACGAGUGUGGGAAAUUUUUCAGUGAGAGCUCAGCCCUUAUUCGGCAUCAUAUAAUUCACACGGGGGAAAAACCCUACGAGUGCAAUGAGUGUGGGAAAGCGUUUAACCAGAGCUCAUCCCUUAGUCAGCAUCAGAGGAUUCACACUGGUGUGAAGCCCUAUGAAUGUAGGGAGUGUGGGAAGGCCUUCCGGUGCAGCUCUGCUUUUAUUAGACACCAGAGACUCCAUGCUGGAGAGUAACCGGAGAUAGGACCAAAGUGGCUGGGGACCUGGCAGGAAAUGCAGGUAGUUUGAAAACACCUGGAGACCUCAGACUUUUACAGUCUGGCUCAGAGCCACGUGCAAAAGCACCUUGAAUAAAUAGUCCUGAUUUUACAUAUGCAGGUGGAAGGUCUCAGGAGCUCUCUUCUUUCUCAACCCUUCAGGAAGCAGCAACAACCCAACUCAAAUUAUACUGGCAAUUUACCUUUAUUCAGUGAGGCAAACUUUUUUGUAUAGCAAGCACUGCAGAAACCUUGGUUUGUAAGGAGUCAGUGAUCAAGAAGUGAAGGACUUGGUUCCUUCUGGAGGCCAGGUAUUUUGGUGAUGGUUCUUGAAUGAGGGCUUUUUAAAGAACCAACACUGGACAGGAAUGAACAGUUUCUCCAGAAUAGGGCCAAAGAGGAUUUGGGGGGAGUGAUUCAAGUGAAGAUUCUACAUGCUACUAUCUCAUCGGGUGGGGGAGGGAUAUCCACUCUUUAAAGCUCUCUAUAGGAAAAUCUAGACACUGCUAGGCCCAGUCUCUACAUGAGAUGUUCAGAGGAAAUACCCAGAACAGGGUGAGGGUGUCCGGAGGAAGCCAGUGAAAUGCUUCAGCAAGGUAUACCGCACCCUCUUUGGAGCCCCAGGACGACCUGAUGCCUAUCCUCUUUCCCUUGUUCACAGGCCAAUGGGUCCUUCACUUCUCUUCCUAGAGUGGAGGUUUCCUUUAAAGCAAGAUUUUCAUUGUUGGCCUUUCUCCCUUGCCACGUCCUAGGACUUGUCUGACAUACCAGCCUCUCACCCAGCCGGCAUGACCUCCUCUCCACAAUAAAUCCUUGUGGUUUGGGGUUAGGUAACCAUUUGACUUCAGAGUCAGAUUCAACUAUCACCCCCCAAGGCCUCUAGCUUUGGUUUCUCAGUCACUUGGCACAGGUCCUGGAAGGCUUAUCCUUCCCUCAUUCACCAGUGUUCUAGGGUAAUCCCUCCCACCACAGUUCUCCAACCCUGCCUGUGGGGGAGGGAGGAUUAAAACCCACCUGCUUUAAAGGCCUAGUGACAAAAUUAUGUGGGCAGUACGAACAAUGCCAAAGACAUUAAGUUCUUGGGUUAAUUAUUCCUAACCCCCCCCAUUAGGCUGGUAGCCAGAAGCCCCUCUAAGAUACUCAGGUGUCACUCACCCCAGUACCCAGGUAUCUUGGUUCAUCCUUCCAUCCACCACACACUUAAAAGUAGAAAGGAGUGUCAUGAGCUCAGUCAAAAGGAACAGAACUAAUUGAAGAGAGACUCAGGAAAAGCAAAAACAUGCCAUUAGAAAAUAACCCUUAAGAACUCAAGAUAAAGGUCAGGUUCCUUUGUUUCCCAUCAGUGCUUCUGAAGCACGGCUGUAUACUGAACGGACAGUGAAGGCUCGUGUGCACGAAGGGCCAUGGGCCCCUAGCCCACUCGAGACUUUGACUGGGAUAGAGAUUCCUUGCCAUGUAUUCAUGUUGAGGUACAAGUUUUCUUUUGGGGGAAGAAUUUUAUUCUUAUGAAGAGUUCUAUGCAUAUACAUGGCCUACAAAAAACCCGAGACUUCCUUUCUAGGUGUCUUCUCUAAGCUAGUCCCAUACAGGGCAGCAAUCUGUCACCCAGAAGGAGCUCAUUACCCAGAUAGCUGCUAUUUCCAAAGGUUCUGCCACCCUGGCCCCACGGGCCCACCAUCCGACCACAAUGGAGCUAGUUCCCCCAAAGAAGAGGCUGCAUCAAAAGGUCCACUGGCUGUCAAAUGAUCCUUUAUUGAAAUAUUUUCCUUUGUAGUUAACUCUGUGGGAAAGAAAAAAGAAAUGUGUCAAUAGGACAAAAAAAAUCCACACCCACUACUGACCAUUUCUAGAACUGUUCCAUCCUGUCUCCAUGAAUACUUUAUCCUUCCUCCCGCUCUUGUCCUGCUUUAGGCAAGUGAAACAGAAGUCACUUACAGCUGGGCAUUCCACUGCACCACUGUUGAUGUCAUCUAUGAUGUCAUGAGGGUGGCGGCCAUCAACAUUGCAGCCCACAGACUGGGCUGUCCCCAGGAUCUCUUUAAUGGUUCCUAAAUUAAGAAAAUAGCAUCAGAGGAGCUCCAGUCCCUCACAAUCAGAUAAUCACAUGAAAAAUACUUGGGAGUUUCACAGCAGGGAAGGAGGAACUAAUCCUAUUUUAUGGAGUGACAUUCCUGCUCCUCCAAUCCAAUCCAAGAUUCAGAAAUCCAUUUAGUUACAUAAGGUCUAAAUGCAAAGUCUCCAUAGGUCGCUUGAUAACCAGAUUUAAACACAUCCAGCCCCAUUCACUGAUGUCAAGCCAUUCUGCACCCCAACUGUGGGUCUUACAAUAACGUCCCUUCAAACUGGGAAAUGCUACCACAGUGAAUACACCCCAUAUAACAAGCCAGGUGGUUCCAUGUUGUCCACUUACCAGAGAGUUCUCUGGCUAAAGAUCGGUGUCGCAUCUGUCGGGCAAUAUUGACAAUCUCAUCAAAAGUGAUAUUUCCACUGUGCUUAACUGCAGAAAAGAAAAACAGCAUAAGCUUGGUCACAACCCAAGGCCAGAGCAGACCACAUCAUGCGCUCCCUCAUCUUUAUUCCAGGCUGUUCCCAUGCUUUCGGCACAGAGUCAUCCACAUGAAGAACAACCCUGUUUCCUAAGCUGGGGUUUACUAUCAGCUCACCACUGGAUUGCACCAGCCGACAGAAACUGACCGGGUGCAGUGGCGGGUGGCUGGAGCAAAAUCAAGUCUUUGCCAGUAUUAUACAGAGGAGACGGUUUUAAACAUGAAAAAAAGGCACGUUUAGGUCACUGGGGUUAAGCUGUUCAGAGCAUUCACCAGCUCACAAGUGGUCUGAUUACUGUUGUCAUUAUCACGUACUUCACCCUACUGUUUGCCUCCUGCAUGCGCCAACCCCGUGCUGGGGACUGGGAAGAGCCACAUGACACUUCCCGGUGGUGCCUGGCUCUCUUAACAGGUUAUCAAAUCCCUCUGCAUGACCCCAGGUGUCAUUAAAGGGAACACAUGCCGCUAAGUUAUCACACUCAGUAGACACCACCACUCACAAAUUACCAGGAAAAAGGCCACUCACUGUUUUUCUGCUUCUUUCUGUCUCUUGGUGGUUCCUUGAGGGCUUUGAUAAUCAGGGCAGAGGCAGAGGGUACCACUUCAAUCUGCAAAACAGAGUCUCCAUGUGAAUAAGCCCUACGCCACCCUCCAAUGACUGUCAAUCCUGCCAUGCACCCUGGCUCUCAAAAUACACGGGCCAGACUGGGUUUGCUGUACAUUCUUGAUAUUUUCACCAUCUGAAACAUGUCCUAGCCUGAGAGACACCAAGUGAUUCCCCAAUGUCACACAAGUGACGAGAGUUAAUAUUAGGCCCACAUCUUUGCUUUCUUGAUCCACACUCUCAAAAAAGCCUUCCCCACAUUUAGAAUUGCCCUCAGCUCACCACUGGUGGCAGGCGGCAAAAACCUCCCCCUCAAACCAAGUACCUGGGCCUGUCUGUUCUGAAUGGUCAGUUUCACAGUAAUCCUUAGACCCUUCCAAUCACCGGUUGCCUUGGCGAUGUCAUCACCAACCUUUUUUGGAGACUAGAGAAAGAAAGGUGUAUCAUCACACUGUGCUCUAAGUUUAAGUGCAGUCUGAAAACCCAUCCCUCCCCCUUGGCCAACACCCCAAGCCAGCACACAGGGUACUGUUUGAAGCACGUUAGCUGCACCUACCAAAUUAAGGCAUGGCUAUCACAGGGGCAGACACUGGAGAGAUGAGGCUAGAGGUGAAGUUUGUUUGGGGCUGCAGCCCCAGGGUCAUAACAUGGCAAAGUUCCUUACCUACCUACCUACGCUCCCAUAAGGACCCAUGCGAUAAUGUACGUAUUUCCAAGGCUUGUUACAUUCAAAUCACCUAGAGAGUUUUAAAGACACCAGGUUUCUCCAAGGACGGGAACUGGGCAUUUACUACUUAGACUUCCUAAUGACCACCAGCCUAAACAGGAAAGAUGUUCAGGGGUGCCAGCUAAAUGGUGAGCCAAGGAAACGUGCCACACCGGUUAAACAAGACCAUGUGGGAACAAUGUUUGGUUCAGGAGACCAGUGGCCGAGGAAUAAAAGCCUAAUGAUAGUCAGUGAAAUGCAAGCUCAGUAAAAGCAUAAAACGGAGAAGUGGGUAAACGGGGAUCAUCAGUGAAGCUCGUCAUGUUAACGCGGUAUACAAGCUACUAUGUAAGUUCACCAGGAUCUUAACCACACCCCAUUUAAUCUUCUCCACCGAUACUUAACCCUACCAAUGAUAAGCCCAUUUCCCUGACUAGAAAACACAGGCUGCCCAGUGUCACUAAGCUACUCUUCCAAACCUUCCUGCAAGACCUCUGGCCCACCCCUCAGGUAGGUCACAGUUAAGAUCUUGACCCUGGGGAGAGAAGCAGCACCCUGCAAUCUAAUCUAGUACAUGACCUUACCACGGAAGCACUUCCACUUCAGAGGCUCAGAGGUGUAGUAGGGGUUUGCCUCAGAUCCUCGCAAGCGAGGAAGGCACCUCAGAUCCGGGCUCGUCUGCACAAGCCAGGGCUGAACUGCUUUCCUUCUACAAGCUGAGAAACCGCCCUCCACGAGGAUGACUUACCAGACCCAGCGGGCCGAUCUUCGGGGCCAGGGCAGACGUGGCACCGACCUCGCCACCGGUGCACCUCAGGUACACUGGGAGAAAGAAAACAUCAGUGUCGCUGCAGAGGGAGCCCCAGCGCUACAGCCUUCUCUCCGAAUCUUUCUGGGGCUGGCCACACCACUUGUCAAUUUCGUAACAGCACCAAGAGCCUCAGCAGGGAGUCAAGCGGGCGAGCCGCCUCCUCCCUGGCGUGGACCGCUCCGGGCGCCACGUGGGGCAGCGGUCUUCGGCUGACCUACGGCUACCGAGGCCUGCACCGGGCCGGCGUGGAGGCAGCCCGGCCGCCGGCCAACCCAGUGGAGGGGGGAAGCGCCCGGGCACGAACCUUACCCUAAGGCGUGCGGGCUGCAAAGCCACCACGGGUCGUCCGAUCCUCCCUCCCCAUUUACACGUGGGGAAGCUGAGGCCCAGAAUGAGUCCGAGACUCGGCCAGGACCUCACAGCGCCCUGAUCGCAGCGCUGGAAAGGCCUCUAGCAGGCAGCAGCUUAAAAGCCCGGCGUGGGAAAGGCAACGGCGGCUGGGCCGGAGGCCCGACGGGCUGCGAGGAGAAGAGAUGCUCCAUCUCGCAGCCCCAGCCACAUCUAAAGCACGCACCGACUUUGAUCUCGUUGGGGUCGAACUUAGGCGGCAUGGCGGAGGUGGCUGGUGUCGGAUGAACCCGGAUUCGGGACGACCGAAGACAGUUGCACCCUUGCCUCCUCCGAGCCGAAAGCCAAAA